Molecule: messenger RNA, 2633 nt
Organism: Theobroma cacao (cacao)
Lineage: Eukaryota; Viridiplantae; Streptophyta; Magnoliopsida; Malvales; Malvaceae
Product: putative serine/threonine-protein kinase PBL23
Biological process (GO): protein phosphorylation
Molecular function (GO): protein tyrosine kinase activity; ATP binding
Source: RefSeq, a predicted model, not a curated record
CAAACAGCCAAUAGAAUCUUUUCUUCACUUCAGUUGUGGAAUAUACCAUAUAAGCAAAUUCAGAUACGUUCUCCUGGAUCAACUGCCAGUGAGCCUGGUUUCUGUCACGAAAGAAAAAACACCUUUCAGUAUUUCCAGUCCCAUAUAUUUUGCUACUAUAGUUUCAAGUCAUCUGUGAUUAUGGACAAAACUACAUGAACCCCAUUGAUCUUUAUCUUGUCACCUCCAAAGAUAACUAUAACUUGUUAUAGCAAAGAAUGAUAGAGAGAUAGCUCUGUACAGAUUUAAGGGGUUGUGAAUUUUCCAAUGGAAGUUCAAAGGGUAGUGGUGAUCCAGGAUGCGUCUAAAGAGGCUUGUUCAAGUGCCGUUAGGUGGGCACUUCAUGGCUUAUUUCUCAAGCCUGGAGAUUUGCUUGUCCUCCUUGGAGUCCUUCAUGAUAAAAACAAUCCUAGUCGGCUAUCUUUCAAAGGAACAAGGAAGCUCUUGGGAUACAGAACCAAAGUGGACUCCAGUUCAAAGUUUGGAUCAAACCACAGAAUUGUUGAUAGGGAAGCAGCAAGGAAGGAGGCGUAUGAAAACAAUGCUGAAAUAAUAGAUCUGUCAAAGCUUUACAAAGCAGAAAAGGUAGAAUUUAGGAUAGAAGUGGCUGCAGGAGCUUCACCAGCAGUUGUGGCCUUGAAAUCUGCAGAAGAUUUGAAGGCAACAUGGGUAAUUCUGGACAGGAAGAUGAAGAAAAACAAGAAAAUCUUUCUGGAAAAGCUAUCAUGUGGGAUAUCGAGGAUGAAGAGGAAUAAUAGGAUCGAGCUAUGGAGAGGACCAAAAGAGAAAUUCAACGAAUUUAGUGUAAUAUAUGAUGAUAUGAUGUCAGGGGCCCCGGAAGAAGAAGAUCUUUUCAGCAUUGAACUCUUUCCGACAUGUCAAGCAGAAGCAAAUCAAGUGAGUCAAAAUCAGAAACUUACGCAUACCAGCAGUUAUGCAGAUUCAAUCAUAGGGUUGCAAGCCGAGGAAACUUUUCAAAACCCAGCCUGCACCAUUUGUGACAAUAGAAAACAAAAUAUGGAAUUGAGAAAAGGUUUCACAUAUGUGGAACUCCAUGCUGCUACGGAUGGAUUCUCAUCAAAGAACAAUCUAUCUGAAGGUGGUGCUCAAUGUGCUUUCAGAGGUCAGCUAGAAAAUAAGCUGAGUAUUGUGAUUAAGCCAGCAAACAACAAUAUAUACUUUCAAGAACCCAUUAAAUUUAAGUCAGAAAUGGAUACACUCAGCAGAGUUAGACACAACAACUUGGUCAUGCUGCUGGGAUUCUGUGCAGAAGGAAGUCAUAGGCUGCUUGUCUACGAGUAUGUGUGCAAUGGUUCACUAAAUCAACAUUUAUCGCAAUACUACCCUAUGCCAUUGACAUGGACAGAGAGGCUAAGAGUAGCGCUGGGUGCAUCCAGAGGACUAAACCAUCUACAUGAAAACAACAUCAUUCACAGAGAUAUAAGACCAAGUAACAUUCUUCUAAACCAUGAUUCUGAACCACUGCUUGGAGAUUUGGGGCUAGCAACAAUGCAAUCGGAUAGGUACCUGAAGCAGGAGAAUAUUCAGACAUCUUAUUAUUUAGCUCCAGAAUAUCUUGAGAAUGGGACAGUGUCUACUCAGACAGAUGUAUACUCAUAUGGUGUGGUUCUACUUGAGCUGAUAACUGGGAAAAGGACCAUGGACAAGAAGCAGGGGCAAAAGGGUUUUUUGACAUGGGCAAGAGCACUUCUCAAGCAGAGGAGGUAUCUAGAGCUACUUGAUCCUAGAAUUGCUAAUUCCCAUGAUGUCUUCCAGCUUUACAGGAUGGCCCAACUGGCACAAAAAUGUAUAAGCAAAAACCCCAAGAAAAGAUUACCCAUGGAUAAGGUGGUUUCUACUCUUGAAUAUAUAAUAGAGAGCAAACCAAGCAGUUUAAAUGAAGACCAUAGUCUCCUGAAAUCAUAUUUGCCACACAAUUAUGUCAAGACUGUCGAACAUGAAAGUUGCAACGAAGGUAAUUUAGAUGUCAGUGUGACUAGACAGAUGAGAAGUAGAUCAUUCUCAGCAAAUGUUUGGAAGUUUUCUUCGAAUGAUGGUUGUUUUAAAUAUACGAGAGCAAAAUCAGGGAGGGCACGUCAAGCGCAAUAUGGAGAAAUGCUUACCUGAAUCAUUCGAACAACUCUACGGACACUCAUCUCCACGAGUUCAUCUUUCCAACUCAACUUAUUAUCUCUUUUCAUAUUUUUCUCUAAUUUUAAUCAAAACAUUUAUUUAUUUUCAUUUUACGGGUAAAUUAAAUGUAAGUCACAUGUUUCAUUGUAAUAAGUCAAACAAAGUACUACUUUCAUAUUGUAUAAAUAAAUCAUACUUUUUGCCAUUCUUGAAAGCAAAAGUAGCGAAAACAACCAAACCAACCUUCCUCUAAAAUAUACAAACACAAUUAAAAUUUCCCAACAUGCAAAAUCCAGGUAGAAUGCUUCCCUCAACAGCAGUUCUCAUCUGAAGCAUUUGACGAGGUCACUAUACAAUCAGUUCACUGCUGUGAAACCGAUGAGAAGACAUUUGUAAUUCUCAUUACAAAACUAAAAAGUCAUUGCAAAUGUUGAUACACCGUAAAAAUCUUAUAGCAUGCA